Lagopus muta (rock ptarmigan) is the source of this 5533-nucleotide messenger RNA. It is a transcript of the gene GOLGA3, whose product is annotated as golgin A3. The record is from RefSeq and is a predicted model, not a curated record. Lineage: Eukaryota; Metazoa; Chordata; Aves; Galliformes; Phasianidae. The coding region runs from base 331 to 4881 and encodes 1516 amino acids. The transcript has 24 exons.
GUGGCGGCGGCGGCCGGCGGGGAGGGAGAAGCGCGGUGCACCGCCGCGCCCCGCCCGCCCCUUCCCGCUGGAGGCAGCGCCACGUCUCGGGCGGCAGCCGGGCGGGCGGCCACAGGGAAUGAGGAUCCUUGCUGAUUAAAGCUUUGGCCGUAAGCUGUUUUCAUGAUCUGGAAUCAUCAGCUGCCUGCUGCUCACCAAGAGCUGAAAGCUCAGAACUGUGCCCUGCAUAACACCUUGAUGCUGUUGCUAAUGGAGAGAAACUGGACUCGGUAGUUUGCUUGGCAGCACAUUUAGAAGAAAUACUUUCCUGUGAUCUGGAUUGUUUUUACCAUGGAAUCCUCAUCCAUGCAGCAGGAUGUUCUGUUGGACAACAGGAGCAGCAGUGGGGCUCCUGGCACCUCUCAAGAACAUGGGGAUUGUAACGCCAAGUCAGCUUUGCGUGUUACAGGAGAUGAAGUUAACCCCACCAGUGUUAACCUCAGCGAAGUGCCAAAUGAAGAGGGAAGUCUGGAGCUAAACAGCAAAGCGGACGCCUGCCAGAAUGGGCCAGAGUUGCUCUUCCCUGACUCUCCCAUAUCUUUUGAUCCCACCAGCAGUCCUCAGGGUCAAGAGUCAUCCCCAGGUGUGCCUGGUUUCCAUGACAGCCUAAGGAAGUCUCAGGGAACUAGUGCUGAGGGCAUAGCUCUUAGAAAAGAAGCUUUGCAGUCUCUCAAACUAAGCCUUCCCAUGCAAGAAACAGAAUUGUGCUCAGCAGAGGCUUCCCUCCCAUUGGAGAAUGAAGAACAAAUACGACUUCAAGCAAGAAGACGGCUAGAAGAGCAGCUCAGACAGUACAGGGUGAAGAGACAUCAGGAGAGAUCUAACCAGUCUACAUCCAAGAGCCGGCCCUCCAGCACACUGGAUCCUGAGCUGAUGUUAAACCCAGAAAUCUUACCAAGGGCUAGCACUGUAGCAAUGACGAAGGAAUACUCCUUUUUGCGGACCAGUGUCCCCAGGGGGCCGAAACUGGGAAGCCUGGGACUUCCAGCAUCUUCAAAAGAGAGAAAAAGUUCAAAGUCUUCGAAGUCCACUAAGAUCCGGUCCUUGGCUGACUACAGAACUGAAGAUUCAGGCUCUGGGAGUUCUGCAGGGAAUCUUGUGGCUACCGAUUUACCUGGUGGGACUUUGAAGCAAAGCAGAAGUGGUCCAGCAUCAGUUGUUUCUGAGAUUAGUCUGCCUUUUGACACAGAUGAUCGAAUAGAGGAUUCCUCCUUAGCAGGAGAUAGCGUUUCAGAGAUUGAUGGAAGUGAAGUGGGAAUGAGGCUGGAUGGAAAUGAAAGCGACAGCUCUACCUACAGCAGCGUAUCAGGAAAGGGGCUGUAUAACAAUUUACCAAAUUCAGAAGGCAAACAGAGAAUUCCAUACACAAUAAAUGGUCAGAAGAUACAUCCUGAUGCGAUAGGACAAUUUCCUUCCAUCAGUGAAGUGCUACAGGCUGCAGCAGUGGAGCACCAAGCCCAAGAGCAAGAAUUUAAUGGGGAAAUACGGAGCCGGAGAGACAGUAUUUCUAGCAGUGUAUCUAUGGAAAGCUCUGUCGCAGGAACUCAUGACGAAAUGUUGCAGGUGCUAAAGGAGAAGAUGAGACUUGAAGGACAACUAGAGGCACUUUCUGUAGAAGCUAAUCAGGCUCUGAAAGAGAAGGCUGAGCUGCAGGCCCAACUUGCAGCUUUGAACAUGAAGCUUCAGGCGCAGGUGGAGCACAGCCAAAGCAGCCAACAGAAGCAGGAGUCACUGAGCUCCGAAGUGGCCACAUUAAAGCAGUCUUGCUGGGACCUGGAACGAGCAAUGGCUGACCUGCAAAACACCUUGGAAGCAAAGAACGCUAGUUUGGCUUCUUCAAAUAAUGAUUUGCAGCUAGCAGAGGAGCAGUACCAAAGACUCAUGCUGAAAGUUGAAGAUAUGCAAAAAAGUGUUCUCACCAGAGACAGCACAGUUCAUGAUCUGCGACAGCAGUUAGCUUCCUUACAGAACCAACUUCAGAAAGUGCAGCUGGAACGAACCACGCUGACCAAUAAGCUGAAAGCAUCUGAAACAGAAAUCACUUCUCUCCAGAAUGUGCGACAGUGGUACCAGCAGCAGCUGGUUCUUGCACAGGAGGCUCGAGUCAGGCUGCAGAGCGAGAUGGCCAAUAUACAGGCUGGGCAAAUGACCCAAGCAGGUGUGUUGGAACAUCUCAAACUGGAGAAUGUGGCAUUGUCUCAGCAGUUGACUGAAACCCAGCACAGAUCUAUUAAAGAAAAGGAACGUAUUGCAGCACAGCUGCAGAAUAUUGAGGCUGACAUGUUGGACCAAGAAGCUGCUUUCAUGCAGAUCCAAGAGGCUAAAACCAUGGUGGAAGAAGACUUGCAGAGAAAACUAGAGGAGUUUGAGGAUGAGAAAGAACAGCUUCAGAAAAUGGCUGACUCUGCAGCAACUUUGGAGCAAGAGCUGGAUCAGGUCAAACUGACUUUGCAUCAGAGAGAUUUGCAGCUUGAAUCUUUACAGCAAGAGCACCUAGAUCUAAUGAAACAAUUCACCGUGACCCAAGAGAUGUUGCAUACCAAAGAACAGACCCUGGAUGACCUGCAAACUCAGUAUGAUGAACUGAAGGCCAGAUUAGAAGAGUUCCAAAGUGAUGCUACUUCUAAAGAUGACAUGAUACAGUAUUUGCAAAAUGAGAAGAUUGUCUUGGAAGUUGCUCUGCAGACAGCAAAAGCAAGCCAAGAGCAACUUGAUGAAGGAACAAAACGCCUUGGAGAAGAUACAGAAGUAACAUCAGAAAUCUUGGAACAGUUGAGACAAGAGAUGGCAAUUAAGUCAAGCCAGGUAGAAAAUCUGCAACAGGAAAAUGGCAGCCUUAAAAAACAGGUUCAAAAAGUGAAGGAACAGUUCCUACAGCAGAAGGUAAUGGUGGAAGCUUAUCGAAGAGAUGCAAGUUCUAAGGACCAGCUGAUUAGUGAACUGAAAGCUACGAAGAAGCGCCUGGACGCGGAAAUGAAAGAGUUAAAACGAGAACUGCUACAAAUUCAAGUAGAAAAGCAGUCACUGGAAUCUGAACAUUCAAAACUACAGAAGGAAGUGACUGAGGUUCGCCAGCAGAUGGUGGAAAUAGAGAAUCAUCUUCAGUCCGUGCAGAAAGAACGAGAUGAAAUGGAAACACGCCUACAGUCUCUGCAGUUUGAUAAGGAGCAAAUGGCAUCUCUUGCUGAGGCAAAUCAGACAUUAAAACUGCAAGUAGAACAAAUGCAAGAAGAAGCAAAGAAGGCCAUUACUGAGCAGAAACAGAAAAUGAAGCGUCUAGGGUCAGAUCUGACAAGUGCUCAGAAGGAGAUGAAAGCAAAGCAUAAAGCCUAUGAGAAUGCAGUCAGCAUUCUGAGUCGGCGACUGCAGGAAUCCCUCACUGCAAAGGAGUCUGCUGAAGCAGAGCUGAGCAAGCUAAAAGCGCAAAUCACUGAUGGUGGAAGCAACCAGAUUGCUCAAGAAAGGAUUCAAGCCCUGGAGACAGAAUUGCAAGCUGUUAGAAGCAGUAAGUUGAUGCUGGAAAAAGAGUUGCAAGAAGUGAUUUCACUUACCAGCCAAGAGCUUGAGGAAUACAGAGAGAAAGUGCUGGAACUUGAGGAUGAGCUUCAGGAGUCUCGAGGGUUCAGGAGGAAGAUAAAACGUUUAGAAGAGAUUAACAAGAAGUUGGCCCUUGAACUGGAACAUGAACGUGGAAAACUCACAGGCCUUAGUCAGUCUAAUGCUGCUUUGCGAGAGCACAACAAUGUUCUAGAAACAGCGUUAGCAAAAAGAGAAGCAGAUUUGGUCCAACUGAAUCUACAGGUUCAGGCAGUCCUAAAGCGGAAGGAGGAAGAGGACCAGCAAAUGCAACAACUUAUUCAAGCUUUACAGGCUUCCUUGGAGAAAGAAAAGUCGAAAGUUAAAGACCUUAAGGAGCAGGUAGCAGCAGCCAAAGCAGAUGCAGCACACAACCGCCGUCAUUACAGAGCUGCUGCCCUUGAGCUCAAUGAGGUCAAGAAAGAGCUACAUGCCAAAGAACUGCUUGUCCAAGCCCUUCAGGCUGAAGUGGACAAACUGCAGGUAGAGGAUGAGAAGCAUUCCCAGGAAGUAUCACAGUUUCAGCAAGAGCUGGCAGAAGCCAGAUCUCAGCUCCAACUUCUGCAGAGACAGCUGGAUGAAAAGCUGAGUGAGCAGCCUUUAGUAAGCCAAGAGGUGGAAGACCUCAAGUGGGAAGUAGAACAAAAAGAAAGAGAAAUUGAAACACUUAAGCAGCAGUUGGAUAUGAGUGAGCAGCGCAGCCAUAAGGAACUGGAAGGGAUGCAAGUUGUCCUGCAGAAUAUCAAGACUGAGUUGGAAAUGGUGAGAGAAGAUCUGUCGGUGACUCAAAAGGAUAAGUUUAUGCUGCAGGCUAAAGUGAGUGAACUGAAGAACAGCAUGAAGUCACUGCUGCAGCAGAACCAGCAACUGAAGAUGGACCUGAAGCAUGGCAAGAUGAAGAAGAGGAAAGGAGAGAACAAUUCUUCAAAUCCUGUGACUCCAGUCAAGAUCCCAGAUUGCCCAGUGCCUGCUGCCUUGCUGGAAGAACUGUUAAAACCAUCGACAGCUGUGAGCAAGGAGCCUUUAAAAAAUCUGAACAGCUGUCUGCGGCAAUUGAAGCAAGAAAUGGACAGUCUUCAGCGUCAGAUGGAGGAACACACCAUUACAGUGCAUGAAUCAAUGUCUUCAUGGACUCAGAUUGAGGAGCAGCUAAUGGACUUUACCUCCACUGGUCCUGCAGCUGCUUCAGAGCAUCAGGAGCGUCCUGCUUUGGUUGAAAAGAAGCAGAAUUGCGAUGUUAGCGACAAGGAAGCUUUGACACUAUAACCUCCUCAGCAGUUGUCUUUCUUCCUAUUGCUUUAAGUGUGUAAACAAAUCUUUAUCAGAAAUAUUUAUUUAUUUCGUUUUUAAACUGGUCUUCAGAAUUUUGCUUUUGCCUGUAGAAUUAAAAGGCACGGUUUAUGACAUCAGCAUAAUAGUAAGUGCAGAAUGUGCUGUUCUAAGGGUUUGUUUGAAAGCUUACUGUAAUGAAACUUCAUUGUAAUAAUUCUACCAUACUGGGGACUGCCAAGUGAGAAAUCUGGCUUGUUUUUGGGUUUAGUGAGAGGUUAAGUUGAAGACUUGCAUUGAGCCCCAGAAGACCAUCUGCUUCCAGGUCUGCAUUUGUUUAAUCUGGGUAAAUUUGUUAGCAGAUGACAGUUAAUUAUGCUUCAUCUGUUUUUUGUUCUGUUUAGUUCUUUUUUCUUUGGGUUGAGGGUCAGAUUUUUGUUUUUCUCUCUUUGUGGGCUGUGUCCAGAGCACAGAAAAAAAGAGAAGUCCUGCUCAUGUUCAGCUGCAGGCAGUGGUUGAAAAAUGGCUACUCCUACUAGAACAUUAUCCUUCCCCACACCUAUAAUCUCUUUAAAUUUGAGAUUACAGGUGUCUGUAUUUAAAAAUUAAAAAAAAAAAAGAAGCAUUUGAAGCCCUUUCUAGCUAUAAA